GGAAAGUUUAGAGAGACAGCCUCGCAGCCAUGCUUCUUCGCCUAGUGAAGUGGGACUUGUCAUCUCACUUGGAUUACCCUGAGCUGCAGCGUCUUCGUUGCCUGGACCUUGAGUUUAAGUCUGCUUGCGACCCCAAGCUGUGCCGAGCUGCAGCCGGCUUCGCCCAGCGGCGGGUGGUGCAGCCCUUGCUUGAAGCGGUGCUGAAGCCUGGGCGAUGCACAAUCACGGAUCUCAUCAGGUACUACACAAAGGAACGCCCGGCCUGUAGCUACAUCUUGAAAGCCAAGAACUUCAGCAUUCCAGCAGAGGAGGCCUUUAUUCGGGUGCCUGGAAUGACACACUCCGCAGAGCUCUGCGUAGUGGGGCUGCAGAGUGAGGAUUCCGCGCACUCGGUGGCAGAGCGACUAUUGAGGAUGUUUCAAGAGCAGUGUCUCGCAUGGCGCGAGAACCCAGAAACAGUGAUCAGGGGCUCUUUCAUUGGCCCUGAGCAUAUGCCACCUCGGACCUUGGAGCGGCCCGGAUGGCGUGACUGGGCCUCCUUCACAAGUCAAUUUCCAUGGAAAGACGCCACUUCUGAGGAGACGCAGGGGCCAGCCUUUCGAGCUUACUGCCUGCGGAGUAAUCGACAUAUCUAUGAGGAGAUUGAUGGCAAAUGGUUCAGUCGAAGUAACGAGACUUUGAAGAAGCCCAUCGUGGUACCUGCCGGACUCUACUUCGAUUCUGAGCUCCUACUCACAGCUCGAUAUUUCUCUACCAUGAAGUCCUAUGCCGAUCACAAAGCCUUGACGGUGAAGCUUCGCUUCCUUUGUGACGAUCUAGUGCUGCAAGCAGCCAUCCAAGAGCUGCGAGCCUAAAGGAGACUGGGACUUUGGAAGCUGGGUCAUGAGGACGGGAGGUUGCUUUACCCAUGCAAGGUUCGGACAUGUUCAUGACCGAGCAUCGUUGAGGAGAGUCUUCCAAGUGCUCGGCCUCGCAACGCUAUACUCUACUGGUCAUGCUUCGGAGUUCUGUUCUGGUUCUCUUCUUCUUUUGCGCUUGGGAUGAACAUGGCUUUCCGCCCCAACGCUGGAUGUCUUCCUCGUGGGUAGGAGGAGCUGUUGCGUCUUAGCCUCGUGCCAAUCUUCGGCUGCUAGGGGUUGACGCUGGAGGUCAGAUGGAACUUGAAAUCCAGAAUGUACCAUUCAAACAUGCAAACCACACAAUGCAAUACAAUUCUGUGUAUUUAUGUACUGUACUGUCAUUAAC
Effrenium voratum is the source of this 1245-nucleotide messenger RNA. Lineage: Eukaryota; Dinophyceae; Suessiales; Symbiodiniaceae. The record is from the annotation of a GenBank genome assembly.